Recurvomyces mirabilis is the source of this 336-nucleotide messenger RNA. RefSeq lists its product as uncharacterized. NCBI's taxonomy places the organism in Eukaryota, Fungi, Ascomycota, Dothideomycetes, Mycosphaerellales, Teratosphaeriaceae. The coding region runs from base 1 to 336 and encodes 111 amino acids. The transcript is spliced from 3 exons. The record is from RefSeq and is a predicted model, not a curated record.
AUGUCUCUUACGAGCGUCAAGGAGCGAAAGGUUUCAAGCAACCUGGAUAGGCUGGGCUUGUGGCAGAACGCUUUAGAGACGCGUAUGCGUCCGUACCGGGGUCGAAAGUCGGCCAGGAAUUUUUGGAAGCAGGAGAUGCUGGGGGCUAUCUCCUCACUGCCAUAUCCUGGCCAGCGUCUGCACAUCCCAAGCGACAGCUUCAUAGUCGAAGCCAUCUGGUACGCUCCCAAUCAUGACACAAUCAAGCUAUCGACGCUGAUCCUCGGCAAUGGGUACGACGGCUCGCAAGGAGUCCUGUACCACACAGUCGUCGUACCAGCACUAGCUAGUGGAUAG